UUUACGGUUCUCAUGGUAUUUAUUAGUCCCGCCUCCUGCGUCCAGCUCGGACACUUUGAGACAAACAGAGACGCAGAAACAUGGCAGAAGAAGCUCCAGCAGCUGCACCGGCUAAAGCUCCGUCCAAAUCCCCGAAGAAGAAGGCCGCCGGCCCCAAGAAGGAUGGACCCACACUCCCGAAGCUCAUCGUCGCCGCUGUGGCCGAGUCUAAGGAGCGGAAGGGGAUCUCACUGGCUGCGAUCAAGAAGGUUCUGGCGGCCAAAAAUAUCGAUUUGACCAAGGCAAACAAACGCAUCAACACCGCCAUCACCAAGCUGGUCACUAAGGGGGUUCUGAGCCAGACUAAGGGCACCGGAGCUUCCGGCUCCUUCAAGCUCGCCAAGAAGGAGCCCAAAGUCUCCAAACCGGUCAAAAAAGUGGCCAAGAAGAAGGCUCCCGUCAAAGCUAAGAAACCCGCCGCCGCUAAAGCUAAGAAACCCACAGCGGCCAAGAAGGCAGCAGCUAAGAAGACAGCGGUCAAGAAAUCCCCGAAGAAGGCAGCGGCCAAGAAAGCCGUCAAGAAGACACCGAAGAAGAGCCCCAAGAAGCCCGCCGCUAAGAAGCCCAAAGCUGCAGCCAAGAAGCCCGCAGCAAAGAAAAGUGCAGCCAAGAAACCCAAAGCUAAGAAAACUGCCAAGAAGUGAAGCUGCUUCAUCUCCACUCACUCAUCACCAAAGGCUCUUUUCAGAGCCAACACAACCUCCGCUAAAGACUAAGAGAGCUGCUGCCUCACUCAUCACUACAUGAACACUCAACAUCACUGCUCACAUUUUUAUUUGGUGUGUAACCAAGUCAUUAAAUCUCAAUUUCUUUAUUCCAUUUCUUAGUAACAAACUCCUGGUUAAAAAAACAAAACAAUGAGGGAUGUUUGUAAACUUGUUGACCUUUCAAUCCAAAAAAUCCAAAUAAAUGCUGAUAACGGCAAAAAAAUCAAUAAUCAGAUCAACAGGUUAC
Messenger RNA from Acanthochromis polyacanthus (spiny chromis), 993 nucleotides. Its product is annotated as histone H1-like. Gene Ontology annotation, biological process: nucleosome assembly. The coding region runs from base 81 to 683 and encodes 200 amino acids. The transcript has a single exon. Gene Ontology annotation, cellular component: nucleosome. NCBI's taxonomy places the organism in Eukaryota, Metazoa, Chordata, Actinopteri, Pomacentridae. The record is from RefSeq and is a predicted model, not a curated record. Gene Ontology annotation, molecular function: DNA binding; structural constituent of chromatin.